Molecule: messenger RNA, 7629 nt
Organism: Miniopterus natalensis
Lineage: Eukaryota; Metazoa; Chordata; Mammalia; Chiroptera; Miniopteridae
Source: RefSeq, a predicted model, not a curated record
GAAAAUACACACAAACAUUCUUAUACUCCCACCUUACCCUGAACUAAAGAAAACAACAGAACAUUAGGGUUUAGCAUUAUUCUGCUGAGUUAGUGGUCUCUUUACGACGUUAUUUCAAAACACUGAAACAGUGACCUAAACAAUAAUUAAGCCUAAUAAAUAAGAGAGCAAACUAGAAUAAAGGAAAUAAGCUCACUUUAAAUAGGCAUAAUAAGAAUUGCUAAUAGCUGUUUAAUGCUUUCAUUUGGCUGUGGAAUGCAUGCACUUGACAACGAUACUGUAGCACUUGCUGCUCAAGUUCUCUGUAACACCCCCCACACUGAUUGUGAGUCUUUAUGUUUCACUAAAACACUAAAAUGAGAUGUUCCUCAACAUCCACUUACUACAUUGAUUUGCUCUAUAACAAAAUCACUGAGAUGGCUGAUGGCUCUAAACCCAAUGGUAAUUUGCCCUCAUGCCAUUUCCAGAGCUGUGAAACGGUGUUGGGACUCCCCGCUCUGAAUGCCGCACUGGACACGGGUGCUAUUGCCGAGGAUAAAUGAACCAGGAACACGAUGCAAGAAGACUGACAAGCUGGUGUUUAACCUCAGAACAUUCUAGAACCUUAAAACUUUGUUCCAGUAGACACAGGAUGAAUUAUUCAUCAUUACUUAGGAUUUGGGUCUCUUUUAUCUUCGCACUUGUACAGCACCAAGUUCAGCCCAGGGAGCUCAUGUAUCCGUUUUGGCAGAAUGACACCAAAACCCCCAAAGUAGACGAUGGAAGCUCAUCGGAGAUUAAGUUGGCCAUUCCCAUUUUCUUCUUCGGCGUUCCUUACCGCACGGUCUAUGUCAAUAACAACGGUGUUGUCUCCUUCAACGUGCUAGUGAGCCAGUUCACGCCGGAAUCCUUUCCCCUGACAGAUGGGAGGGCCUUCAUCGCUCCGUUCUGGGCAGAUGUGCACAAUGGAAUCCGAGGCGAGAUCUACUAUAGAGAGACCAUGGACCCUGUCAUCUUGAAGAGAGCCACUAAGGACAUCAGGAAGUACUUCAAAGACAUGGCAGCCUUCUCUGCCACUUGGGUCUUCAUUGUGACAUGGGAAGAGGUCACGUUUUAUGGAGGGAGCAGCACCACACCUGUGAACACCUUCCAGGCCGUCCUGGUGUCUGACGGCUCCUAUACAUUCACCCUCUUCAAUUACUAUGAAAUCAACUGGACCACUGGGACGGCAAGCGGCGGGGACCCCCUGACGGGCCUCGGGGGAGUCAUGGCGCAGGCAGGAUUUAACGGUGGAAACCUCACCAAUUACUUUAGCCUCCCUGGGUCAAGGACCCCUGAUAUUGUGAAUAUCCAGGAGACCACAAAUGUCAAUGUUCCAGGCCGAUGGGCAUUUAAAGUUGACGGGAAAGAAAUCGACCCAGCCAAUGGCUGCACCUCCAGAGGGCAGUUCCUUCGGCGAGGGGAGGUGUUUUGGGAUGACCUGAACUGUACCAUCAAGUGCCGCUGUCUGGAUUUCAACAAUGAGAUCUACUGCCAGGAGGCCUCUUGUAGUCCCUAUGAAGUGUGCGAACCCAAAGGCAAAUUCUUCUAUUGCAGCCCCGUGGAGACCAGUACUUGUGUGGUGUUUGGGGAGCCACACUAUCACACUUUCGAUGGCUUCCUCUUCCACUUCCAAGGCUCUUGUGCCUACCUGUUGGCCCGGCAGUGUUUGCAGACUUCCAGCCUCCCCUUCUUCAGUGUGGAGGCCAAGAAUGAACACCGGGGGGGCUCAGCUGUCUCCUGGGUGAAGGAGCUCUCUGUGGAGGUGAAUGGCUACAAGAUUCUCAUUCCCAAAGGAAGCUAUGGAAAAGUCAAGGUUAAUGAUCUAGUGACUUCUUUGCCUGUCACCUUAGACUUGGGGGCAGUGAAAGUCUACCAAAGUGGCAUGUCAACUGCCGUGGAAACAGAUUUUGGGCUCUUAGUGACGUUUGAUGGCCAGCACUACGCCUCCAUUUCCAUCCCAGGCUCCUAUAUAAACUCCACGUGUGGGCUCUGUGGGAACUACAAUAAAAACCCACUGGAUGAUUUCCUCCGCCCAGAUGGCAGGCCAGCCAUGUCAGUCUUGGAUCUAGGAGAGAGCUGGCGGGUCUACCACACGGAGUGGAAGUGUGACUCAGGCUGUGUUGACAACUGCACCCAAUGCGAUGCUGCCACCGAGGCCCUCUACUUUGGCUCCGACUACUGUGGCUUCCUCAAUAAGACGGACGGCCCCCUGUGGGAGUGUGGCACUGUCGUGGACCCCACGGCCUUUGUUCACAGCUGUGUAUAUGAUCUAUGCAGCGUGAGGGACAAUGGGACACUCCUCUGUCAAGCCAUCCAGGCCUAUGCCCUUGUGUGCCAAGCCCUUGGCAUUCCAAUUGGAGACUGGCGAUUCCAGACUGGGUGUGUUGGGANGUGCGUCCCGCUGCGCCAGUGCGGCUGCGACUUCGACGGGCGCUACUACGCGCUGGGCGAGUUCUUCUGGGCCACGGCCGACUGCUCGGUGCAGUGCGUGUGCGAGGAGGGCGGCGACGUGUACUGCUUCAACAGGACGUGCCGCGCGGACGAGGCGUGCGCGCUCGAGGCGGGCCACCGCGGCUGCUUCCCGCGCCGCGAGACCGUGUGCCUGGUGGGCCAGGACCAGGUGCUGCACACCUUCGACGGCGCCGCCUUCGCCUUCCCCGCCGAGCUGUCCUACACGCUGCUGCGGACCUGCCCCGCGCAGCCCGAGUACCUGGAGGUGGACAUCCACAAGCGGCGGCCGGGCGCGCCCGCCUGGCUGCGCGGCCUGCGCGUCCUGGUGGCCGACCAGGAGGUCAAGAUCGGCGGCGCGGCCGCCUCCGAGGUCAAGCUGAAUGGUCAGGAAGUGGAAUUACCUUUUUUCCAUCUCUCGGGGAAGUUGGAGAUUUAUCGAGACAAAAACAGCACAACGGUGGAGUCCAGGGGCAUUGUGAGUGUCCAGUAUGCAGACACAGGUCUGCUGCACAUCCGGCUCUCCACUAUAUACUUCAAUUGCACCGGGGGCUUGUGUGGCUUCUUCAACGCCAAUGCCAGUGACGAGUUCUGCCUCCCCAAUGGCAAGUGCACGGACAACCUGGCAGUGUUUCUGGAAAGCUGGACAACUUUCGAGGAGAUCUGCAAUGGGGAAUGUGGGGACCUGCUGAAGGCCUGCAACAAUGACUCAGAGCUGCUCAAAUUUUAUCGGAGCCGUUCCAGGUGUGGCAUCAUCAACGACCCCUCCAACAGCUCCUUCCUAGAGUGCCACGGGGUGGUCAACGUGACUGCCUACUACCGCACGUGCCUUUUUCGCCUGUGCCAGAGUGGAGGCAACGAGUCAGAACUCUGUGACUCUGUGGCUCGGUAUGCAAGUGCCUGCAAGAAUGCUGACGUGGAGGUGGGCCCCUGGAGGACCUACGACUUCUGCCCCCUGGACUGCCCGGAGAACAGCCAUUUUGAGGAGUGCAUGACCUGCACAGAGACCUGCGAGACCCUGGCCCUGGGCCCCAUCUGCGUGGACAGCUGCUCUGAGGGGUGUCAGUGCGACGAGGGCUACGCCCUGCAAGGUAGCCAGUGUGUCACCCGGAGCGAAUGCGGCUGCAACUUUGAGGGGCACCAGCUUGCCACCAAUGAGACCUUCUGGGUGGACCUGGACUGCCAGAUCUUCUGCUACUGCAACGGCACGGACAACAGCGUGCACUGCGAGACCGCGCCCUGCAGGGAGGACGAGUUCUGCCUGGAAGAGGGCGGCUUGUUCUACUGCCAGGCCCGCACGGACGCCUCCUGCAUCGUCUCGGGCUACGGGCACUACCUGACCUUCGACGGCUACCCCUUUGACUUCCAGACCAGCUGCCCGCUCGUUCUGUGCACCGCAGGAAGCAGGCCAGGCGCGGACGCCUUCCCCAAGUUCAUCGUCACGGCCAAGAAUGAGGACCGGGACCCGUCUCUGGCCUUGUGGGUGAAGCAGUUGGACGUGACCGUGUUUGGCUACAGCAUCGUGAUUCACAGGGCCUACAAGCACACUGUGCUGGUCAACAAUGAACGGCUGUAUCUACCUCUGAAAUUGGGACAAGGGAAGAUAAAUAUCUUUUCCUUUGGCUUCCAUGUGGUGGUGGAAACUGAUUUUGGCCUGAAGGUUGUGUAUGACUGGAAGACUUUCCUGUCAAUCACAGUCCCACGAAACAUGCAGAACAGCACCUACGGCUUGUGUGGCCGCUAUAACGGCAACCCUGACGAUGACCUGGAGAUGCCUAUGGGUCUGCUUGCAUCCAGCGUCAAUGAGUUUGGGCAGAGCUGGGUGAAGAGGGACACCUUCUGCCAGGUGGGCUGUGGGGACCGCUGCCCUUCCUGUGCCAAGGUGGAAGGUUUCUCAAAGGUUCAGCAGCUGUGCAGCCUAAUUCCCAACCAGAACGCUGGCUUCACCAAGUGUCACAGCAAAGUCAAUCCCACCUUCUUUUACAAGAACUGCCUGUUUGACUCUUGCAUUGAUGGGGGCGCGGUGCAGACUGCCUGCAGCUGGCUACAGAACUACGCCAGCACCUGCCAGACUCAGGGGAUUGCAGUGACUGGCUGGAGGAAUUACACGUCAUGCUCUGUCACCUGCCCUCCCAACAGCCAUUAUGAGAGCUGUGUGAGUGUCUGCCAGCCCCGCUGUGCUGCCAUCCGCCUGAAAAGUGACUGCAACCACUACUGUGUGGAGGGCUGUCAGUGCGACUCGGGCUAUGUCCUCAAUGGCAAGAGCUGCAUCCUGCCCCACAGCUGCGGCUGCUACUCAGAUGGCAAAUAUUACGAGCCCAAGCAGCUCUUCUGGAACAGCGACUGCACGCGGCGCUGCCGCUGCUUCCGCCGCAACCUGAUCCAGUGCGACCCGCGCCAGUGCAAGUCGGGCGAGGAGUGCGCGCUGCGCCACGGCGUGCGGGGCUGCUUCAGCACGCGCACCUCCUACUGCCUGGCGGCCGGCGGCGGCGUCUUCCGCACCUUCGACGGCGCCUUCCUGCGCUUCCCCGCCAACUGCGCCUUCGUGCUCUCCACCAUCUGCCAGAAGCUGCCCGACAUCUCCUUCCAGCUCAUCAUCAACUUCGACAAGUGGUCGGCGCCCAACCUCACCGUCAUCUCGCCCGUCUACUUCUACAUCAACGAGGAGCAGAUCCUCAUCAGCGACCGCAACACUGUCAAGGUGAAUGGCACACAAGUGAAUGUCCCAUUUAUAACUGGGUUGGCAACCAAAAUCUACAGCAGUGAGGGGUUCCUGGUGAUUGACACCAGCCCUGACAUCCAGAUAUACUACAAUGGCUUCAAUGUCAUAAAAAUCAGCAUCAGUGAGAGGCUGCAGAACAAAGUGUGUGGCCUCUGUGGCAACUUCAAUGGAGACUUAACUGAUGACUAUGUGACCUUGCGGGGAAAGCCAGUGGUGAGCAGUGUGGUGCUGGCCCAGAGCUGGAAAACCAACGGCAUGCAAAAGCGACUUCUUGCCCCCAGCUGCAACGAGCUGCAGUUCUCCCAGUACGCGGCCCUAUGUGAUAAUGUUCACAUCCAGAAGAUGCAGGGCGACGGCUACUGCCUGAAGCUCACGGACAUGAAGGGCUUCUUCCAGCCCUGCUACGGGCUGCUUGACCCCCUGCCCUUCUAUGAGUCCUGUUACCUGGACGGCUGCUAUAACCACAAGAAGUUCCAGCUGUGCGGCUCCCUGGCCGCCUACGGAGAGUCCUGCCGUUCCUUUGGGAUCCUCAGCACUGAGUGGAUUGAGAAGGAGAAUUGCUCAGGAGUGGUUGAAGAUCCCUGUGUGGGGGCAGACUGUCCCAACCGAACCUGUGAGCUGGACAAUGGAGGAGAGCUGUGUGGUUGCAUCGAGCCGCCCCCCUAUGGAAACAACUCACAUGACAUCAUUGACGCAGAGGUGACCUGCAAGGCGUCCCAGAUGGAAGUGUCCAUAUCUAAGUGCAAACUCUUCCAGCUUGGCUUUGAGAGAGAGGGUGUGAGGAUCAAUGACAGACAGUGCACUGGCAUCGAAGGGGAGGACUUUAUCUCCUUUCAGAUCAACAACACCAAAGGGAAUUGUGGAAACAUUGUACAGUCUAAUGGCACUCAUAUCAUGUAUAAGAACACAAUCUGGAUAGAAAGUGCCAACAACACUGGCAACAUCAUCACCAGGGACAGGACAAUCAAUGUGGAGUUUUCAUGUGCUUACGAGCUGGAUAUCAAGAUCUCCUUAGACUCUGUUGUGAAGCCCAUGCUAAGUGUCAUUAACCUGACAGUUCCAACCCAAGAAGGCAGCUUCACCACCAAGAUGGCGCUCUAUAAGAAUGCCUCCUACAAGCAUCCCUAUCGCCAGGGCGAAGUGGUGUUGACAACGCGAGAUGUGCUGUAUGUUGGGGUCUUUGUGGUUGGAGCUGAUGCCACACAUUUGAUCCUGACACUGAACAAAUGUUAUGCCACACCCUCCCGCGACAGCAAUGACAAACUCCGGUACUUCAUCAUUGAGGAAGGGUGUCAGAACAUUAAAGACAACACCAUUGGCAUCGAGGAGAACGGCGUCUCCCUGACCUGCCGCUUCCACGUCACCGUCUUCAAGUUCAUCGGGGACUACGACGAGGUCCACCUUCACUGCGCAGUGUCACUCUGUGAUUCAGAAAAGUACUCCUGUAAAAUAAAUUGCCCACAAAAUUCCAGGAUUGCCACAGAUUAUACCAAAGAACCUAAAGAACAGAUCAUUUCAGUGGGACCUAUUAGGAGAAAAAGGCUGGACUGGUGUGAGGACAACGGAGGGUGCGAGCAGAUCUGUACCAGCCGGGUGGAGGGGCCUCUGUGCAGCUGUGUGACAGGCGCCCUGCAGGAGGACGGCAAGAGCUGCAGAGCCUCUAACUCUUCCACUGAACGUCAAAUCUGGACGCUGCUUCUCAUCGUGACCCAGAUUUCACUGUGGCAUUUUGUGUAUAAAUCAGUCACGACCUCAUAAUUAACUCAAGGUUGCUAUAUGAAGUACUGUAAUUUACUUUUUUCAAUUCCCUGUAGGAUAAAAGGUGUGUGCCCUUAAGUCAAAACCUAUUCGAAAGUGUCCAGAAUCUCAACACAAUGCCACCUGCCUCAAGUGGUUAGAGAUCUGGAGAUGAGUGAAAUUCCAAGCUCCUCUUUCAAAGCACACAAUGGGGCUUCUAAAGCCAGUUGUGGAAAGCAUGUAUCUUGCCUAAAAGUUUCAAACAGUUGUCACUAGAAACUGAUUCACGUAAAUAACCAGUGAAGGAAGAAAUUCUGGUUAGAAACGUCUGACUGGAAUCUGAGCAGAGAGUCUGUCCAGCCAGCGCUGUUUCCGGAUCAUAGCUUUUACAAAGAGGGGCCUGUGGAACAUGUGGAGCAGCAGUGACUGGGAGGCUCGACUCCCUCUGAAGAAUCUUUCUGAAGUUUGCAAGUGUCUGGUCUAUGAUAUGCAUGUGUUGCUCCUUUUCUUUAUGAUGAACCCCUUCCCUACCCUCGUGUCCUUCAACCUUGCCAUGGCAGCUUGGUCACUGGGUAUACUGUUUGCAGACCUUGAGAACUCCAUCCCCUAUCCCAUCCCCUCAGACCCAAUUCCUUCUCUUUUUUAAAUCAACCAAAUAAUUUUUAAUGUGUUUUAUGCUUAAAUAAACUUUGUGUUCAGUA